Molecule: messenger RNA, 1293 nt
Organism: Callithrix jacchus (white-tufted-ear marmoset)
Lineage: Eukaryota; Metazoa; Chordata; Mammalia; Primates; Cebidae
Gene: ZFP28
Product: ZFP28 zinc finger protein
Biological process (GO): regulation of DNA-templated transcription
Cellular component (GO): nucleus
Source: RefSeq, a predicted model, not a curated record
AUGGGUGCCCCGCCCACUUCCGGCGGCGCUGGCUACACGCUGGGAGUGGGACGGGCCGGGCUGCGCUCCGCUGCGGGGAGGGGCGGGGCGGUGGGGAAAGGCGGAGCGCGGCACGGCCGGGGGCGGGGCGGCUCCGCGGCGCGGCCCCGUGGAUGCCCGGGCUUGGGAGAGCGCGCGCAGGGCUGUGCGUUGGGCGUGGCGGGCGGGUGUGGCCAGGGGUGUGGGUCUGUGAGGGACCGGCCGGGAGGGCGUCGCGUGGCCUCGGGUGACAUGCGGGGUGCAGCGAGCGCGGGUGUCCGCAAGCCGACGCCGCUCCCGGGGAGAGGCGCCCACCGCACAAAGCCCCGGGCGGGCCGAGGCCCGACUACAGGGACUGCAGCCGCCUUGGCCCUCCCUGCCAGGGGAAGGCCGCGCUCCAGGAAUGGCCUCGCAUCCAAACGCCAGCGAGCAGCGGCCGCCACGGGUCCUGGGCACAGAGCUCUGCCUUCCAGGGACAUUGCUCUUCCCCAGGAGAGAAACCAGAAGCUGGAGGCUGCGGGGACAGGAACUGAACCUAAAGCCAUGUCCCAGGGCUUGGUGACAUUUGGGGAUGUGGCCAUAGAUUUCUCCCAAGAGGAGUGGGAGUGGCUGAGUCCCGUUCAGAGGAACCUGUACAGGAAAGUGAUGUUGGAGAACUACAGGAACCUGGCAUUGCUGGGACUUUGUGUUUCUAAGCCCGAUGUGAUCUCCUUGUUGGAACAAGGAAAAGAGCCUUGGACAGUGAAGAGAAAGCUGACAAGAGCCGGGUGCCCAGAUUUGAAGGGCGUGCAGAAGAUCAGGGAGUUACCUCUCAAGAGGGACUUCUGUGAAGGAAAGCUACCCCAGGCAGUGAUGACAGAGAGGUUCACAAGCUAUAGUCUGGAGUAUUCUCUAUUAGGGGAGCACUGGGAUUGUGAUGCUCUGUUUGAGACACAGCCGGGGUUGGUGACUAUGAAAAAUCUGGCUAUUGACUUUCCCCAGCAGCUACACCCAGCUCAGAAGAAUUCCUGUAAGAAUGGGUUAUGGGAGAACUAUAGUGACGUGGGAUCGGCAGGACAUUGCAUGGCGAAGCCAGAUUUAGUGUCUUUACUAGAGCAAGAGAAGGAGACCUGGGUGGUGAAACGAGAGCCGACAGGAAGCCUGUUCUCAGGUGAGUGCAACAGAGCCUGGUGUGGAACCACCGCAAGACAGAGCACAGCUUUUAAUAAAAAGGUUGCAUCCUCACUAAUACACAGUAGGAAACUUUUAGGCUCUCUGGGUCUGGAGAGAAAAUGA